This is a messenger RNA of Pseudoliparis swirei, 2920 nucleotides long. RefSeq names its product coronin, actin binding protein, 2Ba (gene coro2ba). Gene Ontology annotation, molecular function: actin filament binding. Lineage: Eukaryota; Metazoa; Chordata; Actinopteri; Perciformes; Liparidae. The coding region runs from base 338 to 1783 and encodes 481 amino acids. The record is from RefSeq and is a predicted model, not a curated record. Gene Ontology annotation, biological process: actin filament organization. The transcript has 12 exons.
GACGUUGUGUGCAUCGUCAGUGUGUGUGUGUGUGUGUGUGUGUGUGUGCGCGCGCGUGCAGUCGGGGAGUGAGGGGUGUAUCCUAGCGGGGAGCUUUUCCGUGUUGUAGUAACCAACCGGCUGCCAGCCACUACUUCACUGCAGCAGCAAUCAGCCCUUUCGUCCUGAGCGAGACAGACACACUAACCUGCCUGUCCCCUCCUCUUUUCCCUCUCUCUCCCCCUCUCUGCAUAUUCAGCAGAGCUGCCCUCCUCUCCUCCUCAUCACUCUGCCACUCCUGCGGCGUUGCUCUUUGCUUGAAGGGGACACUGGCCUGCUCCUCACCCACUGAUUCUGCAUGACUGUCACAAAGAUGUCAUGGCGUCCGACCUACCGAAGCUCCAAGUUUCGAAAUGUCUACGGAAAGGUGGGCAACCGGGAGCACUGCUUCGACGGCUUCCCCAUCACCAAGAACGUCCAUGACAACCACUUCUGCGCCGUCAACUCCAAGUUCCUGGCAGUCGUCACCGAGAGUGCCGGCGGAGGCGCUUUCAUUGUGAUACCUGUAUCCCAGUCUGGUCGGCUGGACUCUCAUUACCCAAAGGUGUGCGGCCACCAAGGCAAUGUGCUGGAUAUCAAGUGGAAUCCCUUCUUUGAAAACGUCAUAGCGUCCUGCUCGGAGGACACCUCGGUGCGAGUAUGGGAGAUCCCAGAGGGCGGUCUGAGACGCAACAUGACGGAGGCGGUGCUGGAGCUGUACGGCCACAGCAGACGGGUGGGUGUGAUCGAGUGGCACCCCACCAGCAGCGGCAUCCUCUUCAGCGCUGGCUACGACUACAAGAUCCUGAUCUGGAACCUGGAGAUCGGAGAGCCGGUGAAAAUGAUCGACUGCCACACGGACGUCAUCCUCAGCAUGUCCUUCAACACCGACGGCAGCCUGCUGGCCACCAGCUGCAAAGACAAGAAGCUGCGUGUCAUUGAGCCGCGCUCCGGGGCCGUCCUUCAGGAAGCCAGUUGCAAGAACCAUCGCGUGAACCGAGUGCUGUUCCUGGGCAACAUGAAGCGACUGCUCACCACGGGGGUUUCACGCUGGAACACCCGGCAGAUCGCUCUCUGGGAUCAGGAGGAUUUGUCCAUGCCAAUUGUGGAGGAAGACAUCGACGGCCUCUCCGGAUUGUUGUUUCCCUUCUACGACGCCGACACUCACAUGUUGUACCUGGCGGGCAAGGGGGACGGCAACAUCCGUUACUUUGAGAUCACCACGGAGAAGCCGUACUUCCAAUACCUGACGGAGUUCCGGUCCCCGGCCCCACAGAAAGGCCUCGGUGUGAUGCCGAAGCACGGGCUGGAUGUGGGCGCGUGUGAGGUGUUCCGCUUCUACAAGCUCGUCACGCUGAAGGGUUUGAUCGAGCCCAUUUCCAUGAUCGUCCCGAGAAAGUCAGACACGUACCAGGAUGACAUCUACCCCAUGACUGCCGGAACAGAACCCGCGCUGUCAGCAAGCGAAUGGCUGAGCGGCAUGAAUAGAGACCCAGUCUUAAUAUCCCUGAAGGAGGGGUACCAGCGACCGAACCAGUUAGUGUUCAAGGCCCCAGUGAAGGAAAAGAAGAGCAUGGUGGUGAACGGGAUCGACCUGCUGGAGAACGUCCCCCCCAGGACAGAGAACGAGCUCCUGCGGAUGUUCUUCCGGCAGCAGGAUGAACUGCGGCGGCUAAAGGAGGAGCUGUCCACCAAGGACGUGCGAAUACGCCAGCUGGAGCUGGAGCUCAACAACCUGAAGAACGUUAGCCCCAACAACGUCUGACCUCUCUCAGCCUCCUGGACUGGCAAAGCUGCUUUCCUUUGCCCCUCCCCCCCUCAAUUCUGACCUCCGACAAGCUUCUGAGCCCUCCUAUGCCUCUUUUUUGAGAUAUCAAAACUUCAUCCCUGCUGCUCUGCAUAGUGGAAACAAUAAUAUGAUAAGUGUUGGAUCAUGUUUUAACUGGUGCAGUUACUGGAAUAGUGUAAUAAUGACAAGUAUGAUGAGUAAUGGAGACACGGCAACGUUCAUGGAUCGAACAUGAAAUCGAUGGCAUGAAAGAUUUAAAAUCCAUUUGGGUAAUAUUACUCUUGAUGGAGCACACUCACACGUGUUCUGAUCAGUUAUUGCAUAGAUUCUGCCAGAGGUUGUCUCACUGUGCCUACCCCAUCAUUCACGUGGGAAUACCUUGAGCCCUCCUCUCCUCCUGUAAAGACCAAACCAUCAUCUAAUCCUCUUCAUUUUUUAUUUUAUUUUUUUAUAAAAAGGCCGUCACUGGCUCCUGUGUUCCUUCCACAAGGCCUUAGAACCUGCCGCAGCGAGCGGCAAACGCCGCUUCAAAAACGGCCGACGUGUGAAAUACUUUUGCACCUGAUAGACGAGACGAGCUUUUUGCAGAUAUGGAUCAUGUUUAUUAAUACAGAGCUGCUUAUGCCGCAGCUCCUUCUCUCACCUACAGAUGCUGCUGGUUGUAAUUGGACUUCGCAACACUGGCAUAGCUACCCGGGGGCAGCCUUUCCUCCGAAGGAGAAUGGAUAGUAUAUUCAUUUUAAGUCUUUUAUUCUAUAUUUAAAUAAUAGGAAAGCAGCUUGGGAGACACUGAUCCACUUAUGUAACUAGAAUAAAGUCUCAAGGGAAGCUACGCCAGCUGUUAUUGGAUUUUAGGGCUCAUUUUGAGGAUUGGGGCGUAAUGUACAUUUACUUCUAUUUAUUCGUCGCAUUUUACCUUUUUAGCUAAUAACAUGUACAUUUGUUAAUCCCAUUGUUUUUUUGUAUGAUGCGGCUGCCCAAGUAUUGAUUGUGAUGCUUGAUCGAUUUUUGCUGAAUGUUUCCGAUUGAAAUGGUGCAAGAGUUGUGUGCAACUGUACCGUUGAUGGUAUUAGUUCAUUUGACUCAGAGAAUACAAAUAUAAUCUUGCCUUUU